This is a messenger RNA of Caenorhabditis sp. 36 PRJEB53466, 1139 nucleotides long. The record is from the annotation of a GenBank genome assembly. NCBI's taxonomy places the organism in Eukaryota, Metazoa, Nematoda, Chromadorea, Rhabditida, Rhabditidae.
AUGGCAGAGAUGAAGAGAACGUUGAGUUUGCAUCAGAUGACGAAGCAACGGAAUCUACGUGGACGACGUGUUUCUCCGCCGUCGAAAUUGAUUGUUAUAAAGGAUCACCACCAAUAUGUGUUGGACAUUCGGAACAUGAUGGCGAUGAAUAUAGGUGUUGGGUUCAGGCCCACAAUUAUAUAUUUUGACCUACCGUAUCCUUUUGAUCUACAACUACCCGCACCCCGCGAAAUAUUAUAUUUAUCUUUUAUCCACAUGUUCCCCUAGCGAUGUUCCACCCGAAGGCCAUUCAUAUAUUCUCUCUCCUGAAUAAACCCCUUCUACGAACUCUCUCGACUCCCAACGAACACAACAUAGGACGUGGCCUACACGAUUUAUGCAUUAAACCGUAAAGAGCGUACUGCCUGCGACGAAGGCGAGGAGUCGCAGAACUUGGUGCUUUUCGAGCACGAAGCCGCUUGCCGGGGCGAUGCACCGAUCCCACUUCCGAGUGGCAAGCAAGUGUUUUUGACGAGCCUCGUCAACUUGGACGACACGAGCAAGUGGACAUCAAAGAAAGUCGAAACUUGUAUUGAACGUGCCGUCGUCGCUGUCUCGCACAAGGUAAGGCAAACUACUGGAUUAGCUCAGAUAUUGUUCCUUCAGAUCGCUUCCUACGAUCGAUUCACCAUGAUUUGCUGUGCACCGGAAAGCGGCCGCUCCACUCGAUACAUCCCGAUGAAACCCGGUUUCUUCCCUCAUUUCGCAAGUAAGUACAGGGAAACAAGUUGCACAAUGACAACAUCAUCUUUAAGACGUCCUCACUGCUGGUUUCGGAAUCGAUGACACAGUUAUGAACAAGACGUCCCUCAUUUCGACGAUCACUUCGACCACUAGAAAUUUUCUGUAUGUUUAUGCGUCCUUAUCCUUGUAAAAGACGACUCAUUCACAGGAACAGGAUGAGAAAGAAGAAGCAACAAGUGGUGGAUCAUCUUCUUGCUGAGUUUCGCGAAGAAAUGCAUUUAUUAUUCGAGUCUCACUUAUUCUUCAUGAAGAAUAAGUGAGACUCGAAUAAUCUUCUUUUUCUAAUCUUCUAACAAUUCAGUCGUGUCGACGAUGCAGUGAUUCUACGUACGGAAAUAAGAUCAUGCUUGGAAUAA